AUGUUCACGAAACUAUUGGUGCUUAGUCUAUUGAGUGGAUCAAUACUUAGUGAUAAGGUUCGUUAUGAUAACUAUACUUUGUAUAAAGUUCAACCAGAAAGAGAAGAACAUGUAGCUUUUCUAAAAGAUUUGUUCGAAGCUGAUGAUGGCUUAGAUUUUUGGAAGCCGCCCAGUGUGGUGGGUGAGUAUGUGAGUGUUGUGGCGCCACCUGAAAUGAGGGCAGAAUUUGAGCUUGCUUUAAAUAAAAGGAGUAUCAGUUCUGAAUUGAUGUUGGAGAAUAUACAAGAAGCAUUCGACGCUCAAGUUGUAAGCAGAAGAAAACGUGAAUCUUCAAGGGAACUAUUUUGGACUAACUAUCAGACUAUAGAAGAUAUUUACGACUGGUUCAACUAUUUAGCUGAAACUCGAAGCGAUAUUGUUUCGGUUGUAACAAUUGGACAAUCUUAUGAAGGUAGAAAUAUAACCGGUAUUAAAAUUGCUCGGGGCACCGGCAAAAAGGCUUUCGUGCUAGAAGGCGGACAAGUAGGAGCUGAUUGGCUGUCACCGACAGUCCUCACUUAUUUAGUUGAUCAGCUGGUCAAGGGAACAGACGCUGAGGCCAGAGCCGCUUCGGAGGAUUUCGAGUGGCACAUAUUCCCUAUUGUCAAUCCUGAUGGACAUCAAUUUACCCAAGAUUCUGUAAGACUUUGGGUGAAAAAUAGAAGGCCUACAACUAGAACCACUAUCGGUGUAGAUCUUACCAAAAACUGGAACUCACAAUGGGGAAUUAUCGGCGGCAGUUUCACUCCUGCAGCAAGCAACUACAUUGGUCUGGGGCCGUUCUCGGAAGUGGAAACAAGAUCACUGGCGCGCUACAUCGAGGGCAUCGGCCCGAACUUGGUCGGCUUCCUAUCGUUAAGAUCGUUUGGACAACGUCUUCUAGUUCCUUUUGCUCACAGCUCUGUACCUAUGUAUAACUAUCAGGAUGUGUUGACUGUUGGCAGGAGAGCUAUGGGAUCAUUAUCUGUCCGUUACGGGACACUUUACAUCACUGGCACUUCUAGAUUAGUACACUCUGGAAAUACAGGAGCAGCUGAGGAUUGGGUGAAACAUAGGUUUAAUCCUCCUAUAUCUGCAGCAUACUUACUCCGUGAUACAGGGUCUUGGGGCUACACUCUCCCCGUGAACCAGGUUCUGCCAACCUGUGAGGAAACCUUCGAUUCUGUAAUGGCUAUUAUUAGGGAAGCUAAAUUUAUUAACAUACUGUAA
Bombyx mandarina (wild silkworm) is the source of this 1248-nucleotide messenger RNA. Its product is annotated as zinc carboxypeptidase. Gene Ontology annotation, molecular function: zinc ion binding; metallocarboxypeptidase activity. The record is from RefSeq and is a predicted model, not a curated record. NCBI's taxonomy places the organism in Eukaryota, Metazoa, Arthropoda, Insecta, Lepidoptera, Bombycidae. Gene Ontology annotation, biological process: proteolysis.